Molecule: messenger RNA, 1601 nt
Organism: Syzygium oleosum
Lineage: Eukaryota; Viridiplantae; Streptophyta; Magnoliopsida; Myrtales; Myrtaceae
Product: probable protein phosphatase 2C 63
Exons: 4
Coding region: 238-1341 (367 amino acids)
Biological process (GO): protein dephosphorylation
Molecular function (GO): cation binding; protein serine/threonine phosphatase activity
Source: RefSeq, a predicted model, not a curated record
AUCACGCCUUGGACAAUUCCGCUGUUGUCUCUGUCUCUCUCCUUUGACGCGCAAUUCCCACGGCAUCCCGUUUUUCUAAUGCCCCCAAAACCCAGCUCAAGAUAGAGUCUCUCUCCCCUUUCCUUCCCCCAUUCGCUGCUUUCACUUUCCCAACGAACGGCGAUCGUUUCUGGCGCCAAGAUCGAGGAUACCCACCAAGAAAGAUCGCUGCCCGGGUGGGAAAAACCGGAGCUUGAGAUGUCUGGAUCGUGCUACGGGCACCUGGAGCGGUGCUUCGGCUGGGGCGGCGGCGACAAGCUCGCGUGGCACGUCGAUCUGAAGCCGCACGCUUGUGGGGAUUACUCGAUCGCCGCCGUGCAGGCGAAUUCAUCGCUGGAGGAUCAAGCUCAGGUCUGGACGGCCUCGUCGACGACGUACGUCGGGGUCUACGACGGCCACGGCGGGCCCGAGGCGUCCCGCUUCAUCGCUCGCUCUCUGUUUCCCUUCCUUCAUAAGUGUGCGUCGGAGCAUGGUGGAGUAUCCUCUGAAAUCAUCAAAAAGGCAUUUGAUACUAUAGAAGAAGAGUUCUUGCACUUUGUGAGGCAAUCUUGGCCCGUCCGGCCGGAGAUCGCGUCCAUGGGUUCAUGUUGUCUUGUUGGAGUGAUUUCGAGCAAUACUCUCUAUGUGGCGAAUCUUGGUGACUCGAGGGCAGUGCUCGGCCGAAGAGUAUCGGAGAAAAAUGUAAGUGGCGCGGUGGUGGCGGAGAGAUUGUCCACUGAUCAUAAUGUUUGUGCUGAGGAGAUUAGGAAGGAGGUGGAGGCCCUCCAUCCGGACGAUUCAGGUAUUGUUGUGAAUACUCGCGGCGUUUGGAGAAUCAAGGGAAUAAUUCAGGUGUCAAGAUCAAUUGGAGAUUUCUACUUGAAGAGACCCGAGUUUAAUCAAUGGGGGCCAGCAAUUCCAUUAAGAAGGCCUUUAAUGACAGCGGAACCCUCUAUAGUAAUUCGAGAAUUAAAGAAAAAUGACUUAUUCUUAAUAUUCGCCUCAGAUGGUCUCUGGGAGCAUUUGACUGAUGAAACAGCCGUUGAAAUUGUCUCAAAAUAUCCACAAGCUGGGAUAGCCAAGCGACUGGUGAGAGCUGCCCUUCAGGAGGCCGCGAGGAAAAGAGAGAUUCGAUUUGAUGACAUAAAGAAAAUUAAGAAGGGCAUAAGACGGCAUUUCCAUGACGAUAUAUCGGUGGUCGUGGUUUUCUUCGACCACUCGCAUGAUUCUCGUAAUUCUAGAGUCGUGCGUCGAGACAACUAUGACAGCACAACCGUGCCUGUCGAUAUUUUUUCACAUAAUGCAGAUGAAGCUGAUUGCUGAUGUAUAAAUCAGAUAAAUCUGAUGUACAGUAUCGAUAACGAGAGUGUCCAAGACGAUACAUCUCAUACACAAUCGCUAUAGAUUAGACAGUUGUACAUAAGUUCUGACGUGGAGAAUCCGCUAGUCGUAGGUAGUAGAUGCUUGUGACUUUUGAGGGAUGUUCUGUUGUGAGGUUUGUUAUAAAGCUACACAUACAGGGCAAUGAAAAUCUCAUCAGAGAUGGACCAAAUGAGAUGCUACUCGACCAUUUUUGCUUUCAA